UUAAUUUUGAAUAAUUGCAUAUUUUUUGUAUGAUAAUCAUUUAAUAAUUAUUCUCUUUUAAUUUUGCAACGUAUUCCUAAUUUUUUUUCCUGUAUAAUUAACUUUGUUAAACAAAAUAUCUCUGUUUAACACGUGUACGUUCUUUAUAUACGAAGUAAACUAAACAGGGCGAUAUGAGAUAACGGAACGUCUCAUAAAUUUAACAGUGUAUAAAUUAGCGUGGCUUUUUAUACCCUGGGCACAAAAAAAAAAUUCAAAGUUUGGUGCGUUCAGAAAGCCUCUUUGUUUCUACUUUAGCUUCAGAGCCACAAUGAUAAGCCAUAUUUUUCAACAAUUUAUUUUUACUAUUAUAAUAAUAUACGCGAUUGCAGUUGACGAGAUGUCCAAUGAAGAGGAUCUUGAGAGCAUUUUUCUACGUGUUUAUGUCGGGAUCACUUUGAACGAAUAUGUUGACUAUUCGCUGAAGAAUGCCAGCGCGAUCACAUCUCGGAUAAUCAAUAGCAAACCGACGGUGAUGUAUAUUCAUGGCUUUACAGAACACAUGGAAAAAGAAAGUGUACGAACAGUGGUGCAAGCUUACUUGAAGAGAAAUGAUCAUAAUAUUAUCGGAGUAGAUUACCGUAAAUUAGCAAAUGAAUCGUAUUUAAAAGUGGCAAGAAAUGCUCCUCGCGUUGCAGAUGCUCUUGUGAUGUUUCUCGAUAAAAUGAUCAAAUCGGGUUUUGAUAAGGAAAAAUUGCAUAUUGUCGGACAUUCUAUGGGCAGCCAAAUCUCCGGCUAUGUCGGCAGAAAAGUCAGCUUUGAAAUUCCUAGAAUUACGGGACUAGAUCCUGCCGGUCCUCUCUACAACCGUCUCCAGCCUAGUCUUUCAUUCUCUGAUGCCCGUUUUGUGGAUAUCAUACAUACGGACUAUGGAUUUUAUGGUAUUGCCAAAACUAUGGGCACAGUGGACUUUUUUCCAAACGGUGGUGAACGAAUACAACCUGGCUGUCCGCAACGUCCUACGUUUCUCAGCAUUGAUGAUUUCUGCAGCCAUCGUCGUUCGUGGCAAUUCUAUGCUGAGUCUCUGAUCAAUGAAUCUGCCUUCUUAGGCGUACAAUGUGCUUCAUUACCUCACUUGGUCUCCGGCAGAUGCAGUAAUAACACACAAAUCAUCAUGGGAUACGCCACCCCGAACAGCGCACAAGGGACUAUCUAUCUUGUGACGGAUAAUAAAAGUCCUUUCGGGUUGAAAGACCAAGGACUCUCAUUGAAUUGAUGUUACGAUAAAAAACACAAUAUAAAAAGGACACCGCAAAAGUUCUAGAAAAUUAAAGAUAGUGAAUUCUCUUAUUAAUAUAAAAGAAAAAAAGGAAAUAGGAGAGAGAGUAUAUCAACCUUUGUGAUGUGCAUACUUUAUCACGCUACACAUUCAUUAUAUUUAAUGGACAAUCGAA
Messenger RNA from Solenopsis invicta (red fire ant), 1433 nucleotides. RefSeq names its product lipase member H-B. Lineage: Eukaryota; Metazoa; Arthropoda; Insecta; Hymenoptera; Formicidae. Gene Ontology annotation, biological process: lipid metabolic process. Gene Ontology annotation, molecular function: lipase activity. The transcript has 7 exons. Bases 311 to 1255 code for a protein of 314 amino acids. The record is from RefSeq and is a predicted model, not a curated record.